CUCCGACGGUUGGAGCCGCCUUGAAGUCUCCUCGAUGCUUUCAAUGCCUGACGCCUCUUACGUCUUGUUAAGCUUUCGGUGUUUCUGGCGCAUUCCUGCAUUGAUGGUUGGUGUAGGUGCUUUCACGUCAAUGACGCCGCGUUGUGGCGUAUGGCUAUUGAUUGGCCAAUAGCUGUCGAGCUCUGAUUGGCUGCUGUAUGACGUACAGGAGAAGAUCGAUGAGAGCCUCGAGUUUUGUAAUGUACGGAGUAGUCCAUCAGCCUCUACUGGCUACUGCUAUUAUUCAUAAACAGCUAAAAAGACCAUGCCCGACCGGGGAUGACCCACAGUGUGAAGACCCAGAUCUUGCUUUUAUGAUUCGAGGCAGGAGCAGUACACUGUACCGUGUUUCCUCGCGUGGCGCACGGGCCCACGUGGCGCACGAUUUCCAAGUUUUCCACCUACGACAAUUGAAGCUAUCUAGAUAGCUGUACACAAUGAAUUGGCCUGAAUAUUUGGAGGCUU
Messenger RNA from Westerdykella ornata, 504 nucleotides. RefSeq lists its product as uncharacterized. The record is from RefSeq and is a predicted model, not a curated record. Bases 198 to 467 code for a protein of 89 amino acids. The transcript has a single exon. Lineage: Eukaryota; Fungi; Ascomycota; Dothideomycetes; Pleosporales; Sporormiaceae.